AUGUCUAGGCUCGGAAGGACUCAGCUUCUGGCUACAGGACAGGUGAAGAGGUCGGCCGCUGACCACACGGCGGUGAUCAAGAACUUGACGAAACGCAAUAAACACUCCGCCGCAAGUGCUACAACUGUCGCCACAACCGCCGCAACUGCUGCCGUCGCUGCUGCAACUGCUGCCGUCGCCGCCGCCGUCGCCGCUGUCGCCGCCUCGGACAUCGACGAGAUCGAGAACAUGACGGACACAGCGGCUGCGACGAACACCCAAAAGCGGGCCAAUUUCUCGGCGUUGACCGUCGCCAACCCUAACGGAGUCAACAAAAUUUCGCCGAGUUUAGCGAGCGCAAAGCCAGGCUCGGCUAGGAAGCUCGUCAUCAAGAAUUUCAAAAAUAAACCAAAACUACCAGAAAAUUACCAGGAACAAACAUGGGAGAAAUUACGAGAAGCUGUUGUUGCGAUACAAACUAGUAAAAGUAUUCGUUACUCCUUGGAAGAACUUUACCAAGCUGUGGAAAAUAUGUGUAAUCAUAAAAUGGCAUCCACGUUGUAUGCAAAUUUAACAGAACUCACUGAAUCACAUGUUAAAGCCAAUAUAGAACAAUUCUUGGCAGAGUCGAUGGACAGGCACAUCUUCUUAAAAAAAAUGAAUGAAUGCUGGCAGUCCCACUGUCGACAGAUGAUUAUGAUUAGGAGUAUCUUUUUGUACCUGGAUAGGACUUAUGUCUUACAAAAUCCCAGCAUUUCGUCUAUUUGGGAUAUGGGAUUACAUCUAUUCAGACUGCAUAUCGUCCUAAAUAAUUUAGUUCAAACGCGUACGGUUGAAGGACUUCUAAUGCUAAUAGAGAAAGAACGUCAAGGCGAUACUGUGGACCGAACUCUUCUCAAAUCUUUACUCAGAAUGCUGUCCGAUCUGCAAAUCUACCAAGAGGCCUUUGAAACCAAGUUCCUGGUGGCUACAGAAAGGCUGUAUGCUGCAGAGGGUCAACGACUGAUGAAUGAACAUGAUGUUUCUGAGUAUCUUGCACAUGUUGAUAAACGACUUCAGGAAGAAAAUGAGAGACUGUUACAUUACCUCGAUACAUCCACGAAAUGGUCACUCAUACACACUGUUGAGAAACAAUUGCUGUCUGAGCAUAUUUCAAGCAUUUUGCAGAAAGGUUUAAGUGGCUUAUUGGAUGAAAACAGAAUCAGCGAUUUAUCGUUACUUUAUAAUUUGUACAGUCGUGUAAAGAAUGGUCUCGUGGAACUGUGUUUGAACUUCAAUAGUUAUAUUAAGAAGAAAGGAAAGACGAUAGUGAUAGAUCCAGAAAAGGACAAAACAAUGGUCCAGGAACUUUUGGACUUUAAGGAUAAAAUGGAUAAUAUCGUGAACACGUGUUUCCAUAGGAAUGAAAAGUUUGCCAAUAGUUUGAAGGAAGCUUUCGAAGCGUUUAUAAACCAGCGGGCGAAUAAACCUGCAGAACUCAUAGCAAAGUUUGUAGAUUGCAAAUUACGUGCUGGAAACAAGGAAGCAACGGAGGAAGAGCUAGAACGGUUGCUCGACAAAAUAAUGGUGCUGUUCCGUUUUAUUCACGGAAAGGACGUUUUCGAGGCGUUUUACAAGAAAGAUUUAGCAAAACGGCUAUUAGUAGGCAAGUCGGCAUCUGUUGACGCUGAAAAAUCAAUGUUGUCGAAGUUGAAGCAAGAAUGCGGCGGAGGAUUUACUAGCAAACUGGAAGGAAUGUUCAAAGAUAUGGAACUUAGUAAAGAUAUUAAUAUCGCAUUCAAGCAGUAUGCAGGAAAUCUUCAAAAUGAAAUAACAGCUAGCAAUUUGGAUUUAACGGUAUCCAUACUCACAAUGGGUUAUUGGCCAACGUAUCCCGUCAUGGAAGUAACAUUACCAGCUGAGAUGGUUCAGUAUCAAGAUGUUUUUAACAAAUUCUAUCUGGGUAAACAUAGUGGAAGAAAAUUGCAAUGGCAGCCAACAUUGGGGCAUUGCGUUCUCAAGGCGUGGUUCAAUCAGGGUAACAAGGAACUACAGGUUUCAUUGUUUCAAGCCUUGGUACUAAUUCUAUUUAAUGAUGCUGACAACUUGUCCUUGGAGGAUAUUAAGGCUGCUACGAACAUUGAAGAUGGAGAGCUGCGAAGAACUUUACAAUCUUUAGCCUGUGGGAAGGCUAGAGUUCUGCAAAAGAAUCCACGAGGAAGAGAUGUUGCGGAUAAUGAUAGAUUUGUCUUCAAUGCCGAAUUCACUAACAAGCUCUUCCGUAUUAAAAUUAAUCAAAUCCAAAUGAAGGAAACGAACGAGGAACAAAAAGCAACUGAAGAAAGGGUAUAUCAGGACAGACAAUACCAGAUAGACGCAGCAAUUGUCAGAAUCAUGAAAAUGAGAAAGACACUUACACAUAAUCUCCUUAUUAGCGAGCUCUACAAUCAAUUGAAAUUCCCCGUAAAACCAGCAGAUUUGAAGAAACGAAUCGAGUCUCUGAUAGAUCGUGACUAUAUGGAACGAGAUAAGGACAAUUCAAAUCAGUACAACUAUGUCGCGUAACCUCAACCGAAUGCCAAAGUCAAAACGAGCUGGGUUAAAUUUACGUUUCUUAGUAAAAAAUCAACAGGUCAAUUUCGGUGUAUGCUCGUGUUAAUUGUGAAGGAUUGGAGAAAACAAGUGAGGAAGAUCAAACUGGAAUAAGACGAUUGACGGAUUAUCAAUUUGACAUUGCGCAACUUCGUCAAAUCCAACUGAAAAAAAAGCUACUUCGCGUUACAUAUACUGUAUCGAUGUCGAUCUCGAUGUGACAAAGCUUCAAUGAGAAAUCAUGAGACAUCGUGCUCACUGACAAUUAGUCUGAAGACUUAACGUUCGGACAGCAUAUAGAACGUCUACUGGCAAUUUUGAGUAUAGUGUCGCCACCUGUUAUAUCGUUUGUCUUAUUUUUUGGGUUUUGCUAAGAAAAAAAAGAAGAAAAAUGAAGAUAUUACAGAAAAAUAAUGGACCACACGUAAAGAUCUUCGACAACACGUUGAUUUAGAGAUGUGUCGACAGUUUUUUAAUGAGAUGCAGUUUUUCACAGUAUAUUAAGAAUUAAAUGAGUAUAGUGGAAAAUGGAAUAUAAUAUAAUACUGUGACUCUCUGCAAUGACAAUAGUUUAAGGAUGAAAACGCAAUAUAACGUUAACGCGAGAUGAGAAACGUCAUAGUGCUCCUUUUCAAAGAAAAUAACGAUUAAAAAUAUUUAAAAAUUCGUACACGGUGUAGCUUCGUACUGGAGUGAUCCAGCCCUAAAAUGUGAAGAAAAUUCGUUAAUCUUUGAACUAAUUUGGAUACUAAAGACAAAUAAUCUGAGUACGUGAAUGAUUUGAACAGAUACCGAUGGGAAUAAUUCUUCCGUGAUUCUUAGGUACUUCGUUAAACACAGAGACUUUAAAGACCAUGGAUGACAGUUUGCUAAUUAAUAAAGUACGUUCAUAAAUGUUCACAACUGAGACUGAACAAAUUCUCAUAUUAAGAAAUAAUGUAAUACUGAAAAGUGGCUGAAGUUAAUACCUUGCAAUGCAGAGUAAUUUGGCACUUGUUUUUGUUUUAUCAUAAUCCAGAAAGUCAGCUAUUCCUUUUGAAAUUCGAAUUUACUUCCAUUCUAUUUUAAUAAAAUUGUAUUAAAUAGGCGCUAUAUGUGAAUCUAUAAUUUUCAGGUUUUUUUUUUUACGUUUUUACCUUAGUCCACGUUGCUAUUUCAAAUGAUUUGUCUGAUUUUUUGUUAUUUCUACUUAUCUUGUGUUUUAGGUACUUUCAUUACAUCAGUUACUUACAUUAACAUCAGUGCAAUGUACUCAAAGUCAUUAAUGACUAAUGUAUUUGUAGCUGAUUUUAUAAGGAUUCGAUAGAGUAACUUUGGUACAGUAGAUAGAUUUGACUGCAAUAUAUGUAUUAUGACAGUUUCUUCCUUUUUGCUUUUCAUUUAGAACUUGUCAUUUUGAUCUUACAUUAUUUAAGAAGCCACAUAUAUGAAAUAUACUUCGAUUAAUCAGUGAGCAGUGAUUGCUUUUAAUGUCAGUUGGACAAGUCUUAAAGCAUUUUUACUCUGUGUUGCAAAGUUUAUUUUCAAAAAUGCUCAAAAGCUAAGGAGAUUGCAAUCUCGAAUAAAAACAAACAAAAAAUUUCUACAAUUUUGAGAAACAACAGGAAGCUAAUACUAUUCAUAGGAAAUGAGACAAGAAAGCCAGAUUACAUCAGAUAUUCGACAAUUAAUUGGUAGCUACAGUGAUUAACCUUUAGACCAGCUUAAGAUCGCAAACCCUCUCAAUUCUAAUUUCUAGUGUAAUCUAAAAAGCUAUAUAUGAAAAAUCGUGUAAAAAGAUGUGUCCAGUGUUUUUGUGAAUAAUAUGAGAGUAAUAACUAAAAGAAAAAAAAAAGGGAAAAGAAACAGUAAAAAACCUUAAUGAUAUACCGAGAAGUAUGUGAGAGUUAAGAAGAAAAAAACAUGAAUAAAAAAGAAUAUAAACAGAACUGCGUAAUGUAGGAACUGAUUGUUAUUGAACAAGAAGAAUACUUACAAUUAACAUUAUUAUUCAUGCGAAUUAUUAAAUGAAACAUUGAGCGGCUUAUGAUUUCGUCUUGGCGACGAUUAUUUAUCGAUUAGCUUUAGUUGCUGAGAUUUUUAAGAACUGAGAAAAGCGUUACUGAUUGAACCAUAAAAAGGUUGUAAUAUUCGAUCCAAAUCUCGGGAAAGAGAGUGAAAGAGUUUCACUAUAAAUUAUUUGAAUUAAAUACAAGGCGCUGAUUAUAUCUCUGACACAAACGUAGUACAAAGUAACGCGAGUUGAUGUUGGAGAGAUUAUUAUUAUCAUUACUCAUAUUAUCCAAAUUCUACUGUAUGAAAUUUUUAAUGGUCCACUCUUUAAUAAAAAUUUAAAAGUGGCAUAACCAUUAUGCAAUCUUGGCGUACGCUACCGCAAUUGAGUUGAAUAUUUCAAACUGUACUCGUGCUCAGCAUUUAAACAGUAAAUCUGCCCACAGCUUUUGAAUAAAAAAAUAUUCGUUAAUUAUUAUCCAUCCUCCAUGGAUGAACCUAAGCUUACAUGAAAAGCUUAAAGGAGAUACUGCCGUCAAAUCUCAGGACGUCGAAGAAGGACAAGUGCUAUUGUCUCGCGCAUUACUUUAUACUGCCUUUGAUCCGAAUAAGUAAGCUACGCUACGAAACUUAUUUUUGUGUAACAUUUCGUAGAAUUUGUCAAGAUUGUAAAUAGGGUAAGGUUCC
Cephus cinctus (wheat stem sawfly) is the source of this 5229-nucleotide messenger RNA. RefSeq names its product cullin-4B (gene Cul4). Bases 1 to 2523 code for a protein of 840 amino acids. Gene Ontology annotation, cellular component: Cul4-RING E3 ubiquitin ligase complex. NCBI's taxonomy places the organism in Eukaryota, Metazoa, Arthropoda, Insecta, Hymenoptera, Cephidae. The transcript is spliced from 11 exons. The record is from RefSeq and is a predicted model, not a curated record. Gene Ontology annotation, biological process: protein ubiquitination; DNA damage response; ubiquitin-dependent protein catabolic process. Gene Ontology annotation, molecular function: ubiquitin protein ligase binding.